Serendipita indica DSM 11827 is the source of this 4992-nucleotide messenger RNA. Lineage: Eukaryota; Fungi; Basidiomycota; Agaricomycetes; Sebacinales; Serendipitaceae. The record is from the annotation of a GenBank genome assembly.
AUGGCCCAUCUCAAUCAGGCCUUCCACGACGUAGACGACGAUGACAACGACGACAUUGUCGGCAGCUAUCUCCAAGACUCGCACUCGUUUCUCAACGCCUGGUCCCAAUCCAUGAACGCUCCCCAGGGCUCCGUAAACGACAAUUCUAAAGAUUCUCAAGCUUGGACCUCGCCACACGCUACUACCAGGCUUGGACUCGGCCAGCAAACUAGCAUGCACCGUGCCUCUCCAGAUACCAGCCAGCCCACCACUUCCCGAUCCAGAUCAAAUAGUAGGACUGCCGUAAUGGCAUCGCAGCAGCCGACGACGACGACAACGACGAACACAAGCACCGCAGGCACGGGCACGGGACCGACUCCCUUGACACGGACAGUCCGCAAGUCGAGCUCGAAUCGUAAACUCCAGCCAAAGACAUCAUUGUCGAAUCUUGUGAAUGCGGCAAAUGCCACUGUCAGUGCGGGUGGUGGGAAUGCUCCAGCUCCUGGUAGUGGUGCUGCAAGUCUGCCGGAUCCGUCCCUCUUUCCGGACCCCUAUCCAUCAGGCUUCAGCGCCGCAAACGCGAGCACCACACCACCCGUCUCCCUCUUUUCUGCUGGCUCGUCUUCGGCGCGUUCGUCUGCCUAUACAAGUGCAAGUCCGGCCUCUGCCCUUCGUUCAAGCGUCGCCUCGUCCGACUCGGCUCACAAUGCGCGACACGCUCAGCAAUAUUAUUCACAUCACUCGCAUAUGUCACCGCAGAGCAGCAGCAGAUUGAGUGCCGGCGAUGCGAUCCUCCCACACCCGCUCAAUCAUUCACAUCUCCUUGACCACCACCACGCCAUCUCCUCUUCUUCCGAGCAAACUGCGCUGAUUCAUCCAUUUGGCCUCUUGAACACGUCUGACAUGCUCUCACCAAGCCAAGUCGGAGUCGCGUCCACGGCAGAUGAAAUCGUUCAGCUCCGCGAUAUGGAUCAGCAACUCUCGUCGGCUGUCACCGCUCGUCCUGGUUUUUCGUCUGUGCCCGGCUCGCGUCCUGCAACCGAUUAUCUAGCCCACCACUCUGCCGACCCGCGCACCCGCUGGUCGUCUUCGAGCGCCGCAUCCGAGGCGUCAAAAUCUAGCUCUUGGGGCAACGAUCCCUCGCUUCGACAAUCUGUCGCUGGUCCCAGUGGUGGUGGUGGCAACCAGCGGUACGACUGGAAUCACCACGUCGACCAGCGUGAGCACGAAUACCCGACCGAUGACGAAGAAGGGGAUGCAGAUGGCCAUGAGGAAGACGAUAUGGACCGUACCGCCGCUGUCGUACUCGCCGAACAGGGUCACGGCGAAAUUGUUCAUGGAGAGGGAAAGGAUCUCUUUGAACUGAAUGUGCCGUCCAACACUACCCACCUUCUCUUGGGGGGUUGCGCGACACCCAAUCAGCUGCCGGGGUUCCUCGUCAAUAUCCUUCCCUCCAUUUCCCAAUCCCUUUUGGCACUCGAUAUUUCCGCAAACUUCUUGUCUUCGCUCCCGCCGGCGCUUGCAUUAUGUCGGAGUUUGGAGGAACUAAACGUCGGCCACAACCCUCUUCGUGCGCUCCCCACAUGGCUUGCCGUUCUCACCAAUCUACGCGUCUUGAUAGCCGACGGGAUUGGAAUCAGUACGCUGCCUCCCAGUCUGAGUGCCGCGGUUCAGUUGCAUACGCUGAGCAUGCGCAACAAUCGGAUGCAUUCGUUGCCCAGUUGGCUUUGUCUCUUACCACACCUCGAGGCGCUCUAUGUCGAGGGAAAUCCGUUUCAAGGACCUUGGAAGGCGCUCGUAGAGGGUCUCAUUCCUCGCCCUGUCGCUGGUCCUAUUACGCCCUCUGUAAAAUCGCUCUUUUACGCCCCAAAUACGCCUCAUACAGCAAAUUCGAUUGGAUCUACAGACGUAUCCGAGUAUCACGAAGAGGAACUCACGGCGCAGCCGAGGCCGACACAGGCAAAUGCCAAUCCAUGGACAAAGGGUCAUCGCUCGACAUCGUCAAGAGAUUUGAAUGUCCCCGUGUUUCCGUCUGGCUCAGCUAAUGCAGCGGGUGCCCGUUCGCGCGCAGUGACCCUGGGGGACAAAGAUGAUGCGCGACCUGCAACGGCGACCAGAGCCCGUCCUCAGAUGCACGACCCUCACUCACCACGUCCACACACCUCGUUUGGCACCCACGACAUGGCCGGAGCACGUACCCUCUCGCGUACCAAGACGGCACCGUCACGUAGGCCGAGCGCGUCCAAUUCGAUUUCGUCUCUCCUUCAACAGACGCCACCACCUAUGGGCGAUGACAGGCUUCAUCCUGAGACUAAUGGUGGUGGUGGUCGCAGCCCUGCUGGUUCGUUCAAUCUCGGCAGAGCCAAUUCCGCAGUCCGCUCGACGGAGGCGCUCGCAUUACAGACGGAGCGGUCGUCUGGGCCCGUGGAUGCAGAAGCCGAAGCAUUGGAAAGAGGCAUGUCGCCUAAUACGAUGCGAAGAAUGAAGAGUACGGGAGAUAUGAGGACUGGUGUGAACGCGGCGUCGCCUGCCAAUCGAAGCGAACAAUCAAUAUCGGGCGAGUUUGGGGAUUCAAAUUCGUCGGGUUUGGGCAAAUUCAUGUCGGUUGGUGCACGUGGGCCGAUGAAGGAAGAGUACCGGGCGCUCACUGCGACCAUGUUUGAAACGCCAUCCACCUCUUACACGCCGCAGGCAACCAUUCGCGCUGCCAAAGAACGGGAAAAAGAAAAAGACAAGGAUAGGAACAAGUGGGGGUUCCUCAAAAAGAUGAGCAAGACCCGACUUCGCUCGGGAUCAGUGGCAAACGAAGACGAUGCAAAGGCGAGUGGCGUUGGACCACCGACACACACGAUUGGUCCCCCACGAACGAUGGGUGGGAUGGGCGGACCCUCGGAGACGUUGCCCCUUAUGCCCCAUUCCUCUGCUGGGAACACGACACCUGGCGCCCCCUCGGCGCCGUUUAUGACGGCUUCGCAAGUCGGAUUCCGGUCUUCGACUAGCCUCAAUCAGACCUCUCCUCCACGAAGGUUCAUUCGUCCAUCUCUAGUCCACUCCAGCUCAUGGGUCCGCCUCCAGCUUCCAAGUCGAGUGGUCGGCCCUCGACGGCGUCGGGUGCUCGCUCCACCCCCUGUCAGUCCGAUAAAUCCCAAAAAGACCAAGCGCCGUUCGUUUUUACCGAUUGGCGGGCCUGCACCCAUCAGUAUUCCGCCGACGCAUAAUGGUUCUAUUGUUCUCGCAAGUAGCGAUCCUACACAGGAAUCAUUUGGUCUCGAAUCACCUGGAUACCCUGCUUCGCCCUUGAGCCUGACAGUGGAAAGCGAAGAAAAGCAACGAGAGCAACACCAGAGAGCGCUCAAGUCUGUCAUGGGCUAUCUCAGAGACAUGUGUGAUCUGAGUGCGGGUACGAGCUCUGGAGCGGCGGCUGUUGCGGCUGCAGCCGCGGCUGCUCAAGCUCAAGUCAAUUCGAACCCCAAUUUUGCUCAGCAGCAUUCCGAAUCGACACCAGGUUCGCGAGGUCCUGGAAGUCGAUCAGUGUCUAGGCGUCCGACGCUCUCUUCCACAGACGCUGCGCGGACGCUGUCCGAGUUUUCAAAUGCGGCGUCUUCGACGGCAUUCUCUGGUUCGAGUUCUCCGCCUAUGGCGCAGAGCGGUGGCUCGUCGAGCAACCCGUCUAGCAUGUUUAUCAGUGGUGGGAUGCCCUCGUUUGGGCAAUAUGCCGACAUGUCCUCUGGAUCUGCACUCAGCCCCGAUGGUCCCAUGGAAUCGGAUGCUGCCACCAUUGUCGACUCGAUGCAAAUGCAACCUCAAACUGAAGAGAAAAAGGUGAAAGAUGACAAGGUCAAACGUGCAAUGAUUGUCAAGGAGAUUGUCUCGACGGAGCGAACGUAUGUCAAAUUGCUCAAUGAGCUGGUCGACAUUUAUGUCACGCCUGCUGCUGCGCCUGUUCUCGGCAUCACCAACGUGGCGUCAAAGGAAACAGUUGUCCCGCUCGUCGAACGCAAGAUUGUGUUCAACGGCUUGGACUCGUUGCUCGCGUUCCAUCGCGAAAACUUUCUCCCUGCGCUGGAGCAGGCCUGUCAGACGUUGGACAACUCCGACGACGCAGACGGAUCCGCUUCUGCAAAGGCGGCUAUCGAUGUCGCCAAGGUCUUUGUGUCGCAUGCGGCGUUUAUGAGGAUGUAUUCGACCUAUAUCAACAACUUUGACAAUGCGCUGAGACGAACGAAACAAUGGACGGAUAAGAAUAUUGGCGCGGCUCUUGUUGGCUCUGCGGCUCCGAGUGCACAUAUUGGCGGAAAUGCGGCUGCAAAGGAGACAGUUUCACAGAUUAACCUCACGCCUGCGCAACGCAAGAGGAUCAAGCAAUACCUGAAGCGAUGCCGAGCUCACCCGCGACACUCGCAGAUGAACAUGGAGAGUUAUCUCCUGCUUCCUGUUCAGCGUAUUCCGCGUUAUCGACUGCUGUUUGAGGAGCUCGUGCGUGCGACGCCACCAAAUUCAGAAUUAUCCGAGAGUAUGCUCCAAAAGGCAUUGGACGAGAUUACGGUGCUUGCAUCAAACAUGAACGAGGGCAAGCGCGAAGCCGAAUCCCGCCGCAAGCUGGUUCAUUGGCAAGGUCGGAUUCGUGGAAAGUUUCCCAGUCCGCUCGUGCAACCACACCUGCGCAAGAUUGCGAGCUAUUUCGAAGUCGUGGGUGCUCAGGGUGAAAAGACGCUCGUUUCUGUCGAGUGUCUGGCACCCGAGGUAACGCCACGAUCGUUGACGGCGAUUUUGUGCAACGACUUGUUGGUGCUCUGCAAGGAUCCAAGUGGAGGCAAGGAUCCAAACGGACCGGUCGAUCUCUGGGCGGUGCUGCGCAUGCAAACCGUCUCGACGCCUGCCAGUAUUGUGCACAAUAGCGCGCUUCGCCUCGUUGACAACAAGGCGAUUUUGUACUUUGACCUCCCAUCUCAAGUGGAUGCCAUGACCUGGUCGCGAGCGAUCAAUAUGCAUAUCCCCACAUCCACCAAAUAG